CAUCACUAUUUGAUUAAAAAAACUGGCUUCAUAUAUAUAAAUACCGUUCCUCCCGUUCCUAGGGCUUCUGAUUCUCUGAGCCAACAAGCAGCAGCCGCGCAUCAUUUGAAUACGAUUCAAGCGUCACAAUGGCGAGAAUUAAGGUUCACGAACUGAGAGACAAGUCGAAGAGCGAUCUUCAGAACCAGCUUCAGGAUCUUAAGGCUGAGCUCGCUCUCCUCCGUGUCGCUAAGGUCACCGGAGGUGCUCCCAACAAGCUCUCCAAAAUCAAGGUUGUCCGAAAAUCCAUAGCUCAGGUGUUGACCGUGACUUCUCAGAAGCAGAAGUCUGCUCUCAGAGAAGCGUACAAGAACAAGAAGUUCAUCCCUCUCGAUCUCCGUCCCAAGAAAACACGUGCUAUCCGCAGGCGCCUCACCAAACAUCAGCUAUCGUUGAAGACAGAGCGUGAGAAGAAGAAGGAAAUGUACUUCCCGAUCAGGAAGUACGCCAUCAAAGUUUAAAUCUUUCUAUUAGAAACUCUGUUUUCAGCUUUUGUUCUUUUUGAUGGAAACUUGUUAUUGGUUCUUUACCUGUGCUAUGGUGUCAAACAGUUUCAGUAACAUGGAUUUUGGUUCUUAUUGAUAUUUUCAUUUUAUC
This is a messenger RNA of Brassica oleracea var. oleracea, 636 nucleotides long. Its product is annotated as 60S ribosomal protein L35-1. Bases 129 to 500 code for a protein of 123 amino acids. Gene Ontology annotation, cellular component: cytosolic large ribosomal subunit; ribosome. Gene Ontology annotation, molecular function: structural constituent of ribosome; mRNA binding. Lineage: Eukaryota; Viridiplantae; Streptophyta; Magnoliopsida; Brassicales; Brassicaceae. Gene Ontology annotation, biological process: maturation of LSU-rRNA from tricistronic rRNA transcript (SSU-rRNA, 5.8S rRNA, LSU-rRNA); translation. The record is from RefSeq and is a predicted model, not a curated record. The transcript has 4 exons.